UUGAAUAUGUUUUCUUCAACUUCUAAGUGAAGAGGUGUUUGAUUUCUCAAGAGGAGAGAUGACUCAAAGUAAGAUAAAGGAGCUUAAACAAUCAUUGAACAAUGAAUUUCAACUCAUUCAUGAGCUAUGCUUAUAUGUACUAUCAGCCUCUCAAAGAACUGAGCUUAUACGUGCAACACUCUCCACAUUGCACGCAUUUCUCUCAUGGAUUCCCCUGGGAUAUAUAUUUGAGUCUCCAUUGCUUGAAACGCUGCUGAAUUUUUUCCCCAUGCCAUCGUAUCGGAAUCUCACUCUUCAGUGUUUGACAGAGGUUGUAGCACUUAAUUUUGGAGAUUUCUACAAUGCCCAGUACGUUAAGAUGUACACCAUAUUCAUGAAACUGUUACAGACCAUGAUUCCUCUUAAUACAAACAUUCCUGAGGCUUAUGCAAUUGGUUCCAGCGAAGAGCAGGCUUUUAUUCAGAAUUUGGCUUUGUUUUUCACUUCAUUUUAUAAGUCUCACAUUCGUGUGCUGGAAACUCCCGGAGAGAACAUAGCUGCUUUGCUCAUGGGUGUUGAAUAUCUUACCAAAAUUUCAUAUGUGGAUGACACAGAAGUUUUCAAGGUUUGCUUAGACUUUUGGAAUUCGUUUGUGUUGGAACUAUUUGAGGCACACCAUAAUUUGGAUAAUCCUGCUGUAACGGCAAACAUGAUGGGGCUGCAGAUACUUAUUUUAGCCUGUGGUUUUAUACUGAAUAAGCAAAUGCCUUUGUUACCUGGUAUGGUUGAUGGCCUUGGAUCACAACUGAUGCAGCGACGGCAAUUAUAUGCUGAGCCAAUGUCAAAGUUAAGAAUGCUUAUGAUUUCUCGUAUGGCCAAGCCAAAAGAGGUUCUCAUAGUGGAAGAUGAAAAUGGCAAUAUUGUUCGUGAAACCAUGAAGGACAAUGAUGUUCUCGUGCAAUAUAAGAUCAUGAGGGAGACUUUGAUAUUUAGAGAGCUUCAGAUGGCAACAAACAACUUCAGCAGCAAGUACUUGGUUGGAUGAUGAAUUGAAGGAUAGAGCAAGUUUCAUGCAUGAUUUACUUUUGUGUAUCUUGUAAUGUUUCUGUUUUUCAUUUUAAAGUAAAAAAUGUUCAAGAUUAUAAAAUUUUAUUAUGUUAUGCUUUCAAAUUUAAGUUAGAACUAAGAUCUCAUGAAGUAGACAUAUUCAUGGUUUGAAUUAGUUAUUGUUUAAUGUAAUACUUGUGGUUUAUCAAUCUAUUGAGAAUUACAUUUUAUGAUUAA
This is a messenger RNA of Humulus lupulus (European hop), 1263 nucleotides long. Its product is annotated as protein EXPORTIN 1A-like. The transcript has 10 exons. NCBI's taxonomy places the organism in Eukaryota, Viridiplantae, Streptophyta, Magnoliopsida, Rosales, Cannabaceae. The record is from RefSeq and is a predicted model, not a curated record. The coding region runs from base 59 to 1024 and encodes 321 amino acids. Gene Ontology annotation, cellular component: nucleus; cytoplasm. Gene Ontology annotation, biological process: ribosomal small subunit export from nucleus; ribosomal large subunit export from nucleus; protein export from nucleus. Gene Ontology annotation, molecular function: nuclear export signal receptor activity.